Molecule: messenger RNA, 671 nt
Organism: Phlebotomus argentipes
Lineage: Eukaryota; Metazoa; Arthropoda; Insecta; Diptera; Psychodidae
Exons: 2
Coding region: 183-650 (155 amino acids)
Source: RefSeq, a predicted model, not a curated record
CCUUGGUUCGCCCCUCAUCAGAGGCUUUUGAAGUUGCGUAAAACCAGCGUGUUUCACGCAACUUAACUUGGGAAUGGAACUGAAAAAACCCUCUGAAAGCUCUUAUCGCCUUCGGAGAAUCUCUCGGGACUUCAGAGACAAUCAAAGACGCGCAGUUGUUGACGAGAUUCGCGAGCAAAACAAUGUCUAGAGUUGCUGUGAUUCUGUUUGUUCUCUGUGCUCUGCUGCCUCUGUUCAGCGGCCUUCCGCUGGAGAAUCCCACGGACAGCUCAGAACCUCUGGGGAAAUCCCACCUCAAUCCGGAACACAGACGUCCGCAGGCGCUGCAUCUGAACGGAAUCUCAGACCACGAGAAGAAUCAACACGUUGAGUAUCACAAGAAUCGCUUCCGGGACGAGCGGAAGCGAUUGCGCGAGAAGAGGCAGUUUGACUUCAUGCUCUCGGCCGACCAUGAGGAGAACGUGGGCACGGAUUUGUCAGCGGAAGUGGCCACGAAUCUGUGGAAGAAUGACGACGCCUCGACGCGCCUGGACGGCUCGGCGUCGUACAAUCGACACUUUGGCGUCCACGGAAAUCCCACGGUUCCUCUUCUCGCUUCUCCGCAGAUCAGGAUUUCUCGCUCAAACUCAAACUGUGGUUCUUGUAGUUGAAUAAAGAUGCCUUCGGAAUAA